UUGGGGACGUAUCGGGAACACUGUGGGGAAAUACACCAAGGUGUCAAGAUUUCGGGGGGAAGGAAUAGCGGGGUUUGGACAACAAUUGACUUGGAUGGUGACUCGCGGACCGGCAUAAUGAGCAAACAUGACAUGUAUGCAGAGAUGGACAAGAAGGGGGGCCAGAUGGACGUCAAAAUCAAGAAGAAGGAGAAGAAGAAGGAGAGAAUGGCCAACAUGAAGAAGGAGAUGGACAUUGAUGACCAUGAAAUCACGCUUGAGGAACUAGAAAUGAAGUAUACCACCAGCAUAACCAAGGGGCUCACCACCAAUUUUGCCGAGCAAGUCCUGGAGCGAGACGGCCCCAAUGAGCUGAAGCCCCCCAAGGGCACCCCGGAGUACGUCAAGUUUGCGCGGCAGCUGGCCGGCGGGCUACAGUGCCUGAUGUGGGUGGCGGCCGUCAUCUGCUUCAUCGCCUUUGGCAUCGAGCUGGGCAAAGGAGAGCCCUCCUGUUAUGACGAUUUGUAUUUGGCCAUCACACUGAUUGCUGUGGUGGUGGUGACUGGCUGCUUUGGAUACUACCAGGAGUUCAAGAGUACCAACAUCAUUGCCAGCUUCAAGAACCUAGUGCCACAGCAAGCUGUAGUGAUUCGAGAUGGUCAAAAGAAUCAGAUCAAUGCGAACAUGCUGGUGGUGGGGGAUCUGGUUGAGAUCAAAGGUGGAGAUCGAGUACCCGCCGACAUCCGCAUCAUCACAUCACACGGGUGCAAGGUAGACAACUCGUCGUUAACAGGGGAGUCUGAGCCUCAGACCAGGAGUCCUGAGUACACACAUGAGAGCCCCUUGGAGACGCGAAACAUCGCCUUCUUCUCCACCACCUGUCUGGAGGGAGUCGCCACGGGCGUCAUCAUCAACACGGGCGACAGGACGAUCAUCGGGCGCAUCGCCAGCCUGGCCUCGGGCGUGGGCAACGAGAAGACGCCCAUCGCCAUCGAGAUCGAGCACUUUGUGGACAUCAUCGCCGGCCUGGCCAUCUUCUUCGGCUUCACCUUCUUCGUGGUGGCCAUGUUCAUCGGCUACCAGUUCCUGGAGGCCAUGAUCUUCUUCAUGGCCAUUGUGGUGGCCUACGUGCCCGAGGGGCUGCUGGCCACUGUCACCGUGUGUCUGUCCCUGACGGCCAAGCGUCUGGCCAGGAAGAACUGUGUGGUGAAGAACCUGGAGGCCGUGGAGACGCUGGGCUCUACCUCUGUCAUCUGCUCCGACAAGACGGGCACGCUCACCCAGAACCGCAUGACCGUGGCCCACCUGUGGUUCGACAACAUGAUCCACGCCGCCGACACCACCGAGGACCAGUCAGGCCAAAGCUUUGACCAGUCUUCAGAAACAUGGCGAGCCCUGGCGAGAGUAGCUGGCCUGUGCAACAGAGCCACCUUCAGGCCCAACCAAGAGACUGUGCCCAUACCCAGGAGAACCGUUGUGGGUGACGCCUCCGAGACCGCUCUGCUGAAGUUUACAGAAUUGACCAUAGGCAAUAUAACAGACUACAGGAACAGAUUUAAGAAGGUCUGUGAAGUGCCCUUCAACUCCACCAACAAGUUUCAGCUGUCAGUGCAUGAGCUGGAUGACCCGCUUGACCUGCGCUACCUGCUGGUGAUGAAAGGCGCUCCUGAGAGGAUUCUGGAACGCUGCUCCACCAUUCUGAUCAAGGGCCAGGAGCUCCCCCUGGAUGAGCAGUGGAGAGAGGCCUUCCAGACAGCCUACAUGGACCUGGGGAGCCUGGGAGAGAGAGUACUGGGUUUCUGUCACCUGUACCUGAAUGAGAAGGAGUACCAGCGCGGCUUCAACUUCGACGCGGAUGAGAUGAACUUCACCACCUCUGGCCUCUGCUUCGCCGGCCUCAUCUCCAUGAUCGACCCGCCCCGUGCCACUGUGCCCGACGCCGUCAAGAAGUGCCGUACCGCUGGUAUUAGGGUAGUCAUGGUGACAGGAGAUCAUCCAAUCACUGCCAAGGCCAUUGCAGCCAACGUGGGCAUCAUAUCGGAGGGAAGUGAGACCGUGGAGGACAUUGCUGAGAGGCUGAGGAUCCCUGUGGAGCAGGUCAAUAAGAGGGAGGCGCGUGCGUGCGUGAUCAGCGGAGGUCAGCUGAAGGAGAUGGAGGAGGGCGAGCUGGACGAGGCUCUGAGGAACCAUCCGGAGAUGGUGUUCGCCCGCACCUCCCCCCAGCAGAAGCUCAUCAUCGUGGAGAGCUGCCAGCGCCUGGGCUCCAUCGUAGCCGUGACAGGGGACGGUGUGAACGACUCUCCCGCCCUGAAAAAGGCUGACAUCGGCGUUGCCAUGGGCAUCGCGGGCUCAGACGCUGCCAAGAAUGCGGCCGACAUGAUCUUGCUGGACGACAACUUUGCCUCCAUCGUGACAGGCGUGGAGCAGGGUCGUCUCAUCUUUGACAACUUGAAGAAGUCCAUCGCCUACACGCUGACCAAGAACAUUCCGGAGCUGACGCCCUAUCUGAUCUACAUCACUGUCAGUGUUCCUCUUCCUCUAGGCUGCAUCACUAUCCUCUUCAUUGAGCUGGCCACUGACAUUUUCCCCUCUGUCUCUCUGGCCUAUGAGAAAGCCGAGAGUGACAUCAUGAAUCUAAAACCCAGAAACCCACGCAGGGAUAGGCUGGUGAACGAGGCCUUGGCUGUCUACUCCUACUUUCAGAUUGGUGCAAUCCAGUCGUAUGCAGGCUUCACGGACUACUUUGCGGCCAUGGCCCAGGAGGGCUGGUACCCUCUGCUGUGUGUGGGACUCAGGUCCCAGUGGGAAGACGUGCAUCUGCAGGACCUGCAGGACAGCUACGGACAAGAAUGGACCUUCAGUCAGCGUCUCUACCAGGAGUAUACUUGCUACACCGUCUUUUUUGUCAGCAUUGAGAUUUGUCAGAUUUCCGACGUCCUGAUCAGAAAAACUCGACGUCUGUCUGUCUUCCAGCAAGGUUUCUUUAGAAACAAAGUCCUGGUGUCGGCCAUUGUUUUCCAGCUGUGCCUUGGCAACUUGCUCUGCUACUGCCCUGGCAUGCCCAACAUAUUCAACUUCAUGCCCAUUCGGGUGCAAUGGUGGUUUGUUCCGGUGCCUUACGGAAUCCUUAUCUUUGUCUAUGAUGAGAUCAGAAAACUUGGGGUCAGAAGACAUCCAGGAAGCUGGUGGGAUCAGGAGUUGUAUUACUAAAUAUUUUUUUUACCUUAUAAAUGCUAAGAUUUUCAUGGAACAUUAUCAUUUGAACAUUGGUCCCAAAAUAACUUGCACUCUGUCAAUAUCAAUUAUAAUAUGUAUGCCUACAAAUUCAUAUUAUGUAAUAGAGUCCAUGAAUUUUAACAUGGGAUAGCAUUGUGUGUGGGAACUCUGUGCUGUUUCUCUGAAGAUCAAGUGUGCUUUGUAAGCUAUAAGGUACAGAUUGUGCAUAGGGAUACUUUAAUCUUUAGACUAUUUCUUUGUCAUAGCUAAUGUAUGCUAUAGGCCUAUGUAGGCCUACUAUAUUUGUUGCUAUGUGUUAGGCUAUAUAUGAUUUCUCAUGUUCAACAUGAGUUUUGAGAGAAACAAACUGUUUUGUCAACUUUUGCAUGCCAAGCUGACUGGCCUAAACGGCAAUUACAUUUUACCAAAAGAAAUCUGGCCACAGUAAAUUAGUUCUGUGUUAAGAUAAGGAAUGUGGCUGCAUUCACAUGUAGGGGCCUGUAGGAUGUGAUGUAGGGCUCAAAGCAGGAAGCCCGCCAGGGGGCGCAAAUCGCAUUUGGUCAAGAAGAAAGAGUCUGUCUACCCGAGUGAUGCAUAGAUUCCAACUAUUAUACCAUUACGCUGGUAGAUGUCAGUCGUAUUGUCAUAUAUAGAAUGGUUUUCUUAAUAAAUUGUGUUAAUACAA
Molecule: messenger RNA, 3880 nt
Organism: Engraulis encrasicolus (European anchovy)
Lineage: Eukaryota; Metazoa; Chordata; Actinopteri; Clupeiformes; Engraulidae
Product: potassium-transporting ATPase alpha chain 1
Exons: 23
Coding region: 118-3189 (1023 amino acids)
Biological process (GO): potassium ion import across plasma membrane; proton transmembrane transport; intracellular potassium ion homeostasis
Cellular component (GO): plasma membrane
Molecular function (GO): P-type sodium:potassium-exchanging transporter activity; ATP binding; ATP hydrolysis activity
Source: RefSeq, a predicted model, not a curated record